AUGCCGGCCAGUAAGACUUGGAUUGCGGGAAACUUCUUCAAGAGAGAAUGUGUGAAAUUCAUUCCAGCAUCCUGGGACACCCACAGAUGUUCCUCAGUUUGUCAGGUGUGCCAAAAUCUAAUCAGGUGCUGUUGUGGGAGGCUCAUAGGGGAGCACUCGGCAUUCACACCCAGGACCCUGAGCCUCACCCAGGCAGAGCUCACUCAAGAUGCUGGGGAGUGGUCCGUGGAGCUCCACACCAAAACCAGUCCAACAGACGCUUUUGGCUCGAUAGACUUCCAGGAUAGCGCAAAGAGGUCUUGUCGGGCCAAGUACGUGAGGCUGUCGUGUGACACCAGAACGGAGCAACUCGUGCACCUGAUGCUACGAGAGUGGCAGAUGGAGUUGCCCAAGCUGGUGAUCUCUGUCCAUGGCGGGGCCGAGAACUUCGCUCUGCCCCCCAAGGUGUCACAGGCUUUCUGCAAAGGGCUCAUCCGAGCAGCGGAGAGCACAGGGGCUUGGGUAUUCACAGAUGGCAUCAACACAGGGGCGUCCAGGUACGUUGGGGAAGCCAUGAAAGAGUAUGGCACCCAUGACCUGCGCAAGAGGAACGCUGUGGGGAUCACACCUUGGGGAGCCAUUGAGAACCACACUGACCUCAUAGGGAAAGAUGUGCUUAGGCCCUAUCAGACUGUGGGGAACCCACUGAGCAAGCGGGCCUGUUUAAACGGCUUCCACUCCCACUUCCUGCUCGUGGACGAUGGCACUCUGGGAAAAAAUGGCGGACAACUGGAUCUGAGGAAGAGACUUGAGCGCCACAUCCGCUCGCAGAAGAUUCACCCCAGACUGUGCCAGGGUGUUCCUGUGGUGUGUGUGGUGGUAGAGGGUGGUCCGGGCAUCUUGGCUCAGGUGCUGGAGUACGUGAAGAGCUCUCCCCCGGUGCCCGUCGUUGUGUUUGAGGGCACUGGGAGGGCAGCCGACCUGCUGGCAUUUGUGCACAAACAGACCGCUGGAGACAGACAGAUGGAUAGAGACAUUAAAGAUGACCUGCUCCUGAGGAUCCAGGACGUGUUCAGCACGGGCAAGAUGGAGGCCAGUGAACUCUACGGCCUCCUCAUGGACUGCAUGGACCACCGAGAUGCUGUCACAAUUUUUGACUGUGACUCUGAGGAUCAGCCUGAUGCAGAUGUAGCCAUUUUGACAGCCUCACUAAAAGGCAUGCAGGCCUCCGCCCUGGAGCAGCUGAGCAUGGCUCUGGCCUGGGACCGAGCAGACGUGGCCAAGAAGCACAUCCUGGUGUACGGACAGCACUGGCAGGUCGGCUCCCUGGAGCAGGCCAUGCUGGAUGCCCUGGUCUUGGAUCGUGUGAGUUUUGUGAAGCUGCUCAUUGAGAAUGGCAUGACGAUGACCCGCUUUCUGACAGUUUCCCGCCUGGAAGAACUGUACAAUACGCACCAGGGUCCAACAGAUACUUUUCUUCACCACUUAAUUGAGGAUGUCAAAAAGCAUGUCCUCCCAGCUGGGUACAGGAUCUCCCUGAUAGAUGUGGGCCUGCUGAUUGAGUAUCUGAUCGGAGGAGCCUACCGCAGCGCUUACACGCGCAAGAACUUCCGCGCCGUCUACAGUCGUCUGUGUGCUCAGGAGAAACCGGACACUCCGUCCGAGCCGAAGGUGGGCCCGAGCGCCGAGCUGAGUGAGCCUGCUCUCUACGUUUACAACUUCAGCGACCUGUUUGUGUGGGCGGUGCUGAAGCGGCGCCAGCAGAUGGCGCUCUUCCUGUGGCAGCACGGGGAGGAGGCCAUGGCCAGGGCCGUGGUGGCCUGCAAGCUCUACCGCGCCAUGGCCAACGAGGCCAAGGAGAGCAACAUGGCCGACAGCCUCGCGGAUCAGCUGAAGACCUACUCGCUAGAGUUUGGGCAGCUGGCUGUGGGCCUGCUGGACAAGGCCUUCCGGGAGAAUGAGCGCAUGGCCAUGAAGCUGCUGACGUCCGAGAUGAAGGACUGGAGCCACUUCACCUGCCUGCAGAUGGCCGUGUCGUCCGGCCUGAGGGCCUUCGUGGCCCACUCCUGCACCCAGACGCUGCUGACCGACCUGUGGGUGGGCCGGCUCAACAUGAGGAAGAACUCCUGGUUCAAGAUCAUCCUGUGCAUCCUGGUGCCAGUGUCCAUUCAGCUGUUGGAGUUUAAGAGCCAGGCGGAGAUGUCGCACGUUCCUCUGUCCCAGGAAGCACUGCACUUUGGAUUGGACAGUCGUGGCCUUGACGCAAACGAAUCACAAGGAGGACCAAAGGCAGGGUACGAUGCCGAGAAAGCGUCGGAACGCCGGGAAUGCUCCUCAGAUCUCUUCUCACAGUGGAUUCAGUGGCUAAGGAAGUUGUACGACUUCUACAACGCUCCAGUGGUCAAAUUCUGGUUCCACACCAUGUCCUACUUGGCUUUCCUCAUGCUGUUCUCCUACACGGUCCUGGUGCGGAUGGAGGAUCAUCCCAGUCCUCAGGAAUGGCUGGUCAUUGCUUACAUCAUAUCAACAGCAGUAGAGAAGGCCAGAGAGGUGUUGAUGUCAGAGCCUAGAAAGUUAAGCAAGAAACUGAAGGUGUGGUUCAGCGAGUACUGGAACGUCUCCGACUUUGUCGCCAUCUCCCUCUUCCUGGUGGGGUUGGCGCUGCGGUGGGACCCGUCGUGGCGGGCGGCCGGGCACGUCGUCUACUGCCUGGACGUCAUCUUCUGGUUCGUCCGGGUCUUGGACCUGCUGGCUGUCAAUCAGAAUGCUGGUCCUUACCUCACCAUGAUCACAAAGAUGACCAGCAACAUGUUUUUCAUUGUGAUCAUGAUGGCCAUCGUUAUUUUGAGUUUUGGAGUUUCCCGGAAGGCCAUCCUCUCUCCCGAUGAGGAGCCAUCUUGGACUCUGGCCAAAGACGUGGUCUUCCAACCCUACUGGAUGAUCUUCGGAGAGGUUUACGCCGGUGAAAUCGAUUCCUGUGCAAACAGUAGCGCCUCUUGUGUUCCUGGUGCCUUCAUCACUCCAUUCCUCCAGGCUGUGUACCUCUUCUUCCAGUACAUCAUCAUGGUCAACAUCCUCAUAGCUUUCUUCAAUAAUGUCUACUUUGACAUGAAGUCCAUCUCCAACCAGCUGUGGCAGUACCACCGCUACCGCUACAUCAUGACCUAUCAGGAGAAGCCGUGGCUGCCGCCGCCCCUCAUCCUGCUCAGUCACAUGACCCUGUACGCGAGGAAGGUCUGCAGGAAGAGCCUGGGAGCCUCGGGGCAGGAGCAAGACUCUGGGCUGAAGCUGUUCUUGGCCAAUGACGACUUGAAGAAAUUGCAUGAGUUUGAAGGGAGAUGUGUGACAGGAUAUUUCUUUGAGAAAAAUGAAAACCUGCACUCUAGCCAAAUCAACAGGAUCUGUUACACAGCAGAAAAGUCUGGAGAGAUGACCGUACUGCUGGGUGAGGUGGCUGAGAAGGUCCACUUCAUUCAGGACAGCCUGCAGACACUGGACACCCAGCUUGGCCGUCUCCAAGACACGUCUGCCGUGGCAGUGGACACCCUUAGCCUGCUCGCUGCUUCCGACGACUACCAGCAGAGGGCAGCAUUAUACGGCCUGCACAGACCAAUCAGCAGCUCCCACCUGGAGGUACUUCACAGCUGGUGUCUACCAAGAGGUGGCAGCGCGCCCCCCAGCCAUUCGGUCUUGGCCCAGAGGCCCUACAGCAGCCAUCCAGCCUCCCUGCUGGGUAGCCUGGGCGUGGGCCAGCAAUCUCUCCCCCUGGGGUGGCAGCACCAGAGGAGCAGUGAGGGCAGUGAGAAGGACUCUGGUGGUGAAGAGCCGUGGAAGUCCAAGCCCUGUCCUGUGCACCCGAGGUCACUCCACGACGCCCUCUCCUCGGGGUGCUGCCCACUCUCCCAUGAUUCCCUGCCCCAUCUGGUCGGGUGGAGGGACCGGACUCCUCUCGGGGCGUGCGGGCCGUGCCGCGCCAGCAUCCCGCUGGUGCCCUGGAGCUCCGAGGCUGCGGACCAGCACCAGCACCAGCAGCAAGCCAGAGCCUGGCACCAUGACUCCCACCUGCCCCCCAGCCGGGAGGAGUCUGCCGACGAGAUCGAGGAAGAGGAAGAGGACGAGGACCAAGAGGAAGAGCGGAGCAACUCCGCCGAAAUGAGCUUGUCCAGAACGUCCAGCCACGCGGUGCUGCUGUCAGACUCUCCGGUAGACCGAGGCCGGCACAUUGGCCUGGUGAACCUGGGCUUCAGUGGAGACGAUGAGCUCGCUCUGACUCCGUGUAAGCAGCGCUGCCGGAAGUCCUCGCGGUGGAAGUCCUCCCAGCACAGCCGCUCCCUUUCAGCGAGCGUGGAGAACAUGGCCUUCCUGGGAGCUCUGCCAGUCUCUCUCCCCCCCUCGGCACUGGCAGGUGACAGCCCUAGUGUGGAUCAUGUCAGCGAUUCAGGGAAGGACACACCUACAUCUCCGUUAAGUCAGAACAGAGAAUUGUCCAAGUCUGCUGACCUUACUGAAUCCCUGGAGGGUAAGAAAACAGUCUGUGGAAGGAAGACAGUGAAAAUCCAGGAGGAGAACUCAGAACAUGUGAGAGAGUUGUAUUCACACACUUCAGACUGCUACAAAAGAGGCAGAUGCCAUGGGAGAUUCCCUGCUCUACGGAAGUGCUCGACCUCUGCCAGCCUAUCACAACUGAGUUUUGACCAUGUUGACUUAAUGCAGAGGUUUGCACAAUCUUUUCAGGACACAAGGAGCCCGAGUCAGUCUUUGUGGAGCAGCUGGGCGAGGUCAAAUAGCCGAAGGUCCUCGAUCCAAAGUGGAGCUAUAUCUGAGGUGAGAGGCGCCACCUUCCAGUCGACGGAGGACCUACACCCUCACUACUCAGCAAUGGAGCGCAAUAACUUGAUGAGGCUGGCUCAUACCAUUCCCUUCACACCAGUGUCUUUGAUGGCCGGUGAGGAGGUGUCAGUCUACACCUUGGAGGAGACGCAGUCAGACGGAGGAGGAGGCGCCGGGAGCAGGGCCCUCAGCGUGUCCUCGUGGUCUCCCCGCGGGCGCUCGGCCAUCCUCCAGUCGCUGUCCCACGAGGGGGUGCUGGACGGCGGCCUGCGGCGAGCCUGGCGAGUGGUCUGCACCUGGGCAGAGGAGGGCGUCCUGAAGCCGGGCUGUGUUUACGUGGUCAAGGCCUUCCGUCCAGAGGUGGUCCGAAUGUGGCAGAGGGCCUUCCACAGCGAUACCGCUCUCCGUCUGUGUUUACGGGAAAUCCAACAGCAGAGAGCUGCCCAGAAACUCAUGUAUAUUUUCAACCAGCUGAAGCCUCAGAGCAUGCGUUACUCUCCCAGAUUUCUGGAUGUGUCCCUUGUGCACUGGCACGGUGAUGACCAGUGGCUGACCAUUGAGAGGAACAUGGCUGGAGAUUUCCGGAAGUACAACAACAACACUGGCGAGGAGAUAGCGUCCUGCUGUGGUCUGGAGGACACAGUGCUGGCCUUCUCUCACUGGACGUUUGAGUACUCCUGCCAUGAGCUGCUGGUCCUAGACCUGCAAGGUGUGGGGCUGGAGCUCACUGACCCAUCAGUCAUCCGAGCCGAUGAUGACCAGAGCUCAUCCGCUGAUAUGGUGUUUGGGCCGGCUAAUUUGGGAAGUGAUGCCAUUCAGAGCUUCAUCCGCAAACACAACUGUAACUCCUCUUGUGAAAAACUUGGGCUUUCAGACUUGAGGAGGAGGCCCAGCCACGGGAGCGACGCGGAGGCUUCUGAGGAGGAGAGCGACACCAUCGUGACUCGCAUGUGACCUCCGCAUCAGGAGACAAAAAACUCGUGUUAGCGCCCCGGGGUUCCGGGAUACUGUGUGGACAAGUCUCAACCUGCUGGAGUCAGAAGGUGCUUCUCAACAUCUCUCCUCGAUCCUCGAGGGGCGUUCCCACUGAUCUAUAACUAACACUGGAUAGACUAUCCCAUUGUUUUCGCCCCAUCAUUCUUUAUGUAGAUCAGUGAGGAUCGAGUCCCGAGGGGUGAGGGAGGACGUAUAAAAAAGCCCAAAUGAGAGGCACCCAGAGUCUUGAGGUAGUCUGACGCGAUUUCUUAAAUAGGUUUAUUCGUGGGCUUUACCUGCCUUCAUUGAUAGGGCAGUGGAGAGUAGACAGGAAAUGAAUGGGAGAGAGAUGGGGUGUGGGAUUGAGUAAUGAGCUCAAGCCAGACUGGAACCUGGGUCUUAUGUGUCCUUUUCCACUGCACGGUAUCAGCUCAACUCGACUUUACUCGCUUUUUUGGGUUUUCCAUUAGCUAAAGCUGGUACCUGGCACUAUUUUUGGUAUCGCCUCCAUUGAGGUUCCAAGCGAGCUGAGCCGGUACCAAAAGGUGACGCUAAUGACAUUACAGUUGUUUUCUUCAGCAUUGCUGUGGCAAUCAGCUAGCUUAUAGGGGUACUUUGUUGCAGUGGAAAACGAACACCCGGUACAUCGAGUAGAGUAGAGUGAGUCGAGUCGAGUGGAGCUGAUACCAUGCAAUGGAAAAGCCCCAUUGGUGAGCGCUGGACCCGUAAUGUGGUAAUAGACACUGCUGCGUGCACAUUUCAAUAUGCCUCUCGUUUCAGUCUAAGACGUCACUGAUGCCACAAACAGAGAAGCAUUUGUCAUGUCUGAUGUGAACAACAUCAUGGUGAACUACCUACUUCUGACAUCUGUAACAUCAUGUUGUGGAGAAACAACACUAUCUUGAGUAAACAGCAAAUGACAUAUAAUAACUACAGAAGCACUCAGAGAGUGCAGACUUCCGCCAAGCGAUAACUUGGAUCCAGACCGUAAUACGGAUCACAUCCAUUACUUUUUGAGUUAUCUUGCGAACAAACAAACAGACAGACAAACAAACAAACCCUGAUAAAAACAUAAGCUCCUUGGUGGAGGUAAUUAUAGGGAUGAUGUUGAGGCACAUACUAGUCACAUGGAGGCUGCAUAACACUGCACAGUUCAGUUCUCACUUCGGACAAACUGUAGCGGCAGUCACUAAUGGAAAUAUGACGUUGUAUAUUCAGUUUGACUAGGCACUGUAUAUUCAAUAUGACUGCACUGUAUAUUUAUAUGCUUGGAUAUAACAGCACAGUGUAUGAGUAUAUUUUUAAAGAUAGAUUAGUGUUCUUACAUUGAGUUUUUUAAGUGUUCAAAACUUUUUUUAUUUUUAGUUGUAUAGUUUUUUUUGUUUUUGUUUUUUUAAAUAUCUCCAAAAGUUUGUCUAAAAAUGUGCUAGGCCCUUCCCAACAUAAGUGCAUUUAUUACAGUGUACCACAUUAUGUGAUAUACCAUUAUAAAUACACUCAUCUACAUAUAGUCAUUUCAACUCUAAAUGUAAUGCAAACUUUAAACAUAAAGCUCUGUAAUUAUAAUACAUACUCUAUAUAUGUCUGGAAAAACUAUAUACACUGAAACUGCAUACUCAAAUGUCUACUUACAGGCUCAACCACUAGAGGUCCUCUUGUGCUCAAAUAUUGUCAGGACGUCUUUAUAACGCUGACAUGUAGUGAUGGGACAUGUCUGUUAUUACCACCUCAACCAGAUCUCAAGUGCUGUACUUAUGGUACUGUCUGUAAAAAUAAUUGUUAACUUUUAACUUUAAAUAUUUGUGUUCACUUCUUGACCUUGAUCUGUGAUGUCACUAAAGUAUUGGAUUUGGUAGUGUUUCAGUAAUGUAAUUAUGUAACACACAGUGUUAGUUCAUGCAAGUAAAAAAACACUGUUGAUGUUUAAGAGGUUUGUGAAAAGAACGGUUUAUUUUUUUGUAUGGGUCUCAUCUCUAAAGAAAUCAAACACAGCCGAAGAAUGCAUCCAUAAAAUGUUUAUUUUUUUCCCACAAAGAAUUGUCUACAAAAGCGAUAAAAUAUAGAAUUUAACAAAAAUCACUUCAGUCCUUCACUUAAUAUGUACAACUUGAAGGAGGAGACACUUUUAAGACUUUGACUGACUUCGAACUUUCACCCAACCCUCUCCACAAAGCUGGGAAUUCAAAUAUUAUCACCCCUAAGUACUUGCAAAACACUCUCUCUCACGCACACACACACGCCCACAUAUACACACAAAUACACACAGUCAAGCUUGGCAAUUAUUUCUCACCCUCUGGUACAUUUAAUGGAGCUUUGUGGACAUGAGGAUGCAUCAAAGUUCACCGUCAGUCUCGGCCAGCUCACCAAGAAAUACAAACAGUUUGAUUUCAUUUAUAUUAACGCCCACUUUCUGAAUUCCCACUUCUGAUUGGUUCUCAAGUAAACAUUAUGCAGUAAAGCAUCUAUCCCGGCUGGCCAUUCAGCUUCUCAACACUCUAGCUAUGGCACUUGGAAAAAAAUUCUUGUCCUUCUUUAUUAGUACAU
This is a messenger RNA of Sardina pilchardus (European sardine), 8328 nucleotides long. RefSeq names its product transient receptor potential cation channel, subfamily M, member 6 (gene trpm6). The record is from RefSeq and is a predicted model, not a curated record. Gene Ontology annotation, cellular component: apical plasma membrane; plasma membrane. NCBI's taxonomy places the organism in Eukaryota, Metazoa, Chordata, Actinopteri, Clupeiformes, Clupeidae. The transcript is spliced from 38 exons. Gene Ontology annotation, biological process: monoatomic cation transmembrane transport; protein tetramerization; protein phosphorylation. Gene Ontology annotation, molecular function: protein serine/threonine kinase activity; monoatomic cation channel activity; ATP binding. Bases 1 to 5763 code for a protein of 1920 amino acids.